AUGGAUUUUAAUAGUCUGUUGGAGCCACAUACCAGCGACACGUACCAGCAACACCAGCGACACAUACCAGCAACACCAGCGACACACACCAGCGACACGUACCAGCAACACCAGCGACACAUACCAGCAACACCAGCGACACACACCAGCGACACGUACCAGCAACACCAGCGACACAUACCAGCAACACCAGCGACACAUACCAGCAACACCAGCGACACACACCAGCGACACGUACCAGCAACACCAGCGACACAUACCAGCAACACCAGCGACACAUACCAGCGACACAUACCAGCGACACACACCAGCGACACGUACCAGCAACACCAGCGACACAUACCAGCAACACCACCAGCGACACAUACCAACAACACCAGCGACACACAUACCAGCAACACCAGCGACACAUACCAGCAACACCAGCGACACGUACCAGCGACACGUACCAGCAACACCAGCAACACAUACCAGCAACACCAGCGACACAUACCAGCAACACCAGCGACACAUACCAGCAACACCAGCGACACAUACCAGCAACACCAGCGACACAUACCAGCAACACCAGCGACACAUACCAGCAACACCAGCGACACGUACCAGCAACACCAGCGACACGUACCAGCAACACCAGCGACACAUACCAGCAACACCAGCGACACAUACCAGCAACACCAGCGACACAUACCAGCAACACCAGCGACACAUACCAGCAACACCAGCGACACAUACCAGCGACACCAGCGACACAUACCAGCAACACCAGCGACACAUACCAGCGACACGUACCAGCAACACCAGCAACACAUACCAGCAACACCAGCGACACAUACCAGCAACACCAGCGACACAUACCAGCAACACCAGCAACACAUACCAGCAACACCAGCGACACAUACUAGCAACACCAGCGACACAUACCAGCAACACCAGCGACACAUACCAGCAACACCAGCGACACAUACCAGCAACACCAGCGACACGUACCAGCAACACCAGCGACACGUACCAGCAACACCAGCGACACACACCAGCAACACCAGCGACACAUACCAGCACGACCCUUCGGCGAACUGGCUUCACGCUCGCUCGUCCCGGAAGAAGCGCUGCCCGUACACCAAGUACCAGACGCUGGAGCUGGAGAAGGAGUUCCUGUUCAACAUGUACCUGACGCGGGACCGCAGGCACGAGGUGGCGCGGGCCCUCAACCUCACCGAGCGCCAGGUCAAGAUCUGGUUUCAGAACCGCCGCAUGAAGAUGAAGAAGCAGAGCAAAGACCAGCCCAAGGAUUGA
Knipowitschia caucasica is the source of this 1296-nucleotide messenger RNA. Lineage: Eukaryota; Metazoa; Chordata; Actinopteri; Gobiiformes; Gobiidae. The record is from the annotation of a GenBank genome assembly.